This is a messenger RNA of Sinocyclocheilus anshuiensis, 2588 nucleotides long. Its product is annotated as ubiquitin carboxyl-terminal hydrolase 20-like. The transcript has 13 exons. The record is from RefSeq and is a predicted model, not a curated record. Gene Ontology annotation, cellular component: nucleus; cytosol. Bases 285 to 2384 code for a protein of 699 amino acids. Gene Ontology annotation, biological process: protein deubiquitination. Gene Ontology annotation, molecular function: cysteine-type deubiquitinase activity. Lineage: Eukaryota; Metazoa; Chordata; Actinopteri; Cypriniformes; Cyprinidae.
ACGACAAUGAUGUACUAAAAACAAAUGCGUUUUUCGCUUGCGAUUUUGAAAAGUUUCAUGUACAGAUGAUAACAUAGUCAAAGCAAAACGACUCCAAGCGCUGUAUUCUUCAUGCCAGGCCAGUAGGUGGCGAUGUGACUUUGUACAGAAACACUACGCGUCUGCACACAUACAGUCCUGUAGCUGUUUUUACAAAGUUUAAGACUUUUUAAUGACAGGGAGAAAGAAAAUAUCAAUAUUCUUUUUAUGGUAGUAUUAACUUUUUCUUGUAAUUUUUUAUUUAAAUGCUUAUUUAUAUUUACAAUAUUUUAUCCUACACAGUAAUGGGUGAGACGGAGGCCAGCACCACACCUGAAGAGAUCAGGGAUAAACAACUGAUCACUAUUACGAUACCUGAGAACACUUCCACAUCUUUGGACAAUGCUGAUAAACAAGAGAAUAUUUUCUCCAGUGUUCAAAACAAAGCUGGAAAUGACAUACAACACAACAAAGACCAAAAUAAAGACGAGUAUUAUAUGCAGAAUGAAGUUUCAGGAACUAAAAUGCUGAAAUUUAAAGUCUUUCGAAGUGUCCUUUCUUCUGAAGGCUACAGUGGAUUGGUGAAUCAGGGAGCCACAUGCUAUCUGAAUGCUGUUCUGCAACCACUCUUCAUGACAGAGGAGUUCAGAAAAGCCAUCAUGAAGUUAAAUGAAAGUGAGAUGAAAAGUGUUUCUUUUGAACUUAAAAAGUUAUUCAGCUGUUUAGAGUCUAAAAAUGGAUGUGCCACUACAAAUGAAGUCACAAACGCUCUAGGCAUUGGAAAUGUUUGUGAACAGCAGGAUGCAGCAGAAUGUUAUCAGAUGAUUCUGAGUAUGAUUGAGCCUGAACCAGCCAAGGUAUUCCAAGGAAACAAGAAAAACGUAACCACCUGUUUACAUGCGAACCAUGAUCCCAUUGAGGAAACAAUUUCAUUUUUUUCUUUGCCCAUUGCUAUGGACUCUGAUCAAAAUAAAAUUGAUGUACAAAAGAGUUUUGAAGCACAGUUUGAAGUAAUGCUUAUGGAUGGAGAAGAUCAGCUGUACUGUGAAAACUGUAAAGAAAUGAUGGACAUGGAAAUGUGUUGCACCAUUUCUGAAUUGCCGGAGGUCCUGACUCUACAUUUGCAGAGGUUUUAUUUGGAUUACAUCUACAUGACUUACAUGAAGAAUACCUGUCGUGUUAAAAUUCCUCUUCAGUUAUCAGCUCAGGAAGAGAGUGAUGUUCUUCACGAUUAUGAGCUGUAUGCUGUGGUCAAUCAUGUUGGUUCUCUCAGUGGUGGACACUACUAUGCUGACAUCAAAUCAUAUGAGGACGAGCAGUGGUAUCGAUUUAAUGACUCCAUGGUGAAGAGUAUUCACCCAAACUAUAAGAAACGGCAUUUCAUCUCUGGCGAGGCAUUAAUGCUUUUCUUCAGAAAAUCUUCAAAGCAACACAGACAUAAAGUGAAUGUUCAGCAAGAAAGAUCAGUCCCAAGAUCAGUCGAAUCUGAAAGUCUUCAGACUAAAAGGAACAGCAGCCCUGAAGACUCUGUCAAUCUGCCACAGCGGGACAUUGAUCACAUCUGUACUGGUACUGAAAACAAUCAUGAGUCUACAGUGAUCAGUGAAGAAGAUAUAGAGGCUCCUUUGAACACUAGUGAUUCCAGCACUGAGAAAGAAUCAAAUCCCCCACAAACCAUGACACCAGAUGCAGAAAUGCAGUUUGUUGAUGCUGAUCAUGACGAUCAGUCAAUACCAGACAUCUCUUCAAGUGCAGAAGUCAAUAUCCCAUCUGCAAAGCCUGAAAUCAUGCCUGAUAAUAGUCUUCCACAGACAACAGUAGGGAAGACGCCUGACACUACACUGAUAAUGGUCCAGCAGCCUGGAGAGGAUAAUCAUCCGUCUCCAGCAGACAUACAAGAUUCAGAAAUUACUGGGACCACUUUCUCGAAGGUCAGUCAAUCCACAUACACAAGACCAGAGCAACACACACAAAGAUGCAGUGAAUGCAAAAGACCUCAGACUAAGAUCAUAAUUCACAUCUGGAUGGAGCCUAAAGAGAAUCUGCCACAGCAGGACACUGAUCACAUCAGUACUGUAACUGAAAAUGCUGCUGAUGCUGAUUAUGAUGAUCAACCAACACCAAACCUUCAUUUUCAUGGAGAUCAUGUGAUCUUCUCAACAGAAAGACAACAAAUGGACCCUGAGCCCCAUGUAACUUCACACAAUGAGUCAGAUUCAGAUAAUGAUGACCCAGAAGCACAAUGUAACAGCUUGCUGGAACAAACAAAUGUCAAAAGAAGGAACAUUCCACCCUGGGUGUUUUUAUUUGGCUUUAUUCUGGGUCUUAUUCUUUUUUUGGUACUCAUUUUAUCAUUUUACCUUUAAAUGUCUGGCAGAAUUAUCAGAUGUUGAUUGUCAGAAGUAACGUGACUGAUCUGCUAACUGAAUCACCAUGUUUUUACCAUGUACCAUUUGUUUUUAUUUUUGUUUGUUGCUUAUAUACAGAACAUCAUGAUAUUAUUUUUUUUCUUGAAAUAUGCCAUUUAAAUGACUUGACGAGAAAUGACAUACAACCCGAAUUCCGGAAAU